Molecule: messenger RNA, 279 nt
Organism: Sclerotinia sclerotiorum 1980 UF-70
Lineage: Eukaryota; Fungi; Ascomycota; Leotiomycetes; Helotiales; Sclerotiniaceae
Exons: 3
Coding region: 1-279 (92 amino acids)
Source: RefSeq, a predicted model, not a curated record
AUGGAUUUUAUGAACAAAAUCUUUACCAGGUUCCAUCACAUCAGGACACGACAGAUGAGUGUACGCAAAGCGUCCUUAAAUGUUGCAGAAAUUAAACGUUCGUCUGGGCAACAAGGAAGGACUGAUGCUGACCUAGAACUAAAAAUCCGAUGGAGCUUGGAUAUUAGAGAUGCCAGUGCAAGUGGUCAGGAUCUACAGGCCGUUUGGGGCCUUUUCCGUUCCCACCAAAAUUGUACGGAUCCUUCAGACCAAGACCUGAAAGUACCGGUUGGUGAUUAG